This is a messenger RNA of Drosophila serrata, 1385 nucleotides long. RefSeq names its product abasic site processing protein HMCES. The record is from RefSeq and is a predicted model, not a curated record. Gene Ontology annotation, biological process: protein-DNA covalent cross-linking repair. Gene Ontology annotation, molecular function: single-stranded DNA binding. Lineage: Eukaryota; Metazoa; Arthropoda; Insecta; Diptera; Drosophilidae.
AUAGCUAUUUGAGCGGUCAUCACCCGGCAACACUGGAGACCACCGACCUAAGAUUAAAUUUUAAAUAUCGGGAAAGAAACGUGAGAAUAAAUAUAUUUCCCCUUUAUUUCACACACCAAUCCAAUGUGCGGCCGCACAUGUCUAACCCUAGAUCCGGAUCAGGUGAUUUGCGCCUGUAAAUAUCCAAAACAGACAGUGAAAAAGGAGCCGGAAGGUGAAGAGCAGAUCAAGGUCAAGGAUGAGGAAAUCUCGAGCAUGGCGACACCAGAGUGGAGGGCGGAAUUCAACCUGGGAAGGCGCUACCAGGCCUCGUACAACAUCGCUCCCACCGACAUCACACCCGUGAUCGUGUCCGCAGCGCAUUUCUCCGACGCCCCGGAACAAAAGUGCGCCCGCGUCGUGAUGCCGAUGAUGUGGGGCAUGAUCCCCUUUUGGCACAAGGGCGACUAUCGGCGGCACGGCCUCACCACCAACAACUGCCGACUGGAGCACCUGAUGGAUUCCAAAUUGUAUCGCGGUCCGUUUAAGCGCGGGCAGCGGUGCGUAGUGAUCUGUGAGGGCUUCUACGAGUGGCAGACGGCAGGUCCUGCCAAGAAGCCCUCAGAACGGGAAGCCUACUUGGUUUACGUGCCCCAGGACGGCAAUGCUAAGAUCUAUGACAAGAGCACCUGGUCGCCGGGCGACGUAAAGCUGCUGCGGAUGGCCGGACUCUUUGAUGUUUGGGAGGACGAGAGCGGCGACAAGAUGUACAGCUACAGUAUUAUUACCUUUCAGUCAAGUAAGAUCAUGUCCUGGAUGCACUAUCGCAUGCCUGCGAUUCUGGAAACUGAGCAGCAGAUGAAUGACUGGCUGGACUUUAAGCGAGUGACUGACUCGGAGGCCUUGGCCACCUUGCGUCCAGCUACCUCUCUCAAGUGGCAUCGGGUGGCCAAGAUGGUGAACAACUCCCGAAACAAGAGCGAGGAGUGCAACAAGCCCAUCGAAUUGGCCGCCAAUCCUGCAAAGCCGGCAAUGAACAAGACCAUGAUGGCCUGGCUGAAUGUGCGCAAGAAGCGGGAGGAUCAGAUCAAGGCGGAGCAGAGCGACCCCAGCGGGGAUGAAGAGUAUGCGCCGGCCGAAAAGAAGAGUGUGUUAAAUAAGCGCAGGAUAUCCUCCGAUGGCUCAGAGUCCGUCGAUAGUCCUGCCAAGAGGCCCAGAUUUAGAGAUUUUAAGAGGGCGGCGGCACUUGCCCAGCAAAACAGCGGCGGCGGCAGCAGUGACAGUAAUGAGGUAAAAUCGGCCGAAGCAAUCGAAUCCCUAUAAAUAUUCAUAAGCUCCCAUAGUUUUGUAGUACAUUUAGUUUAUUUUCAUUAAAAAACCGAAAUAUUUGCUGUCAAUAUCGAAAA